UUGCUGCUCUACAUUCUUGCUGUUUUCGACUCUUCUUAUUCUUCUGAUCAUCCUUCUCUUCUCUCCCUGGAACCAUAAUCAUAACAUAAAUUUCUUGGCUUCCUCUUAUACAAUCAGCCCUGCAAGUUUUGGCCACAAAACACGACAAGGGUCUUUCUGGAGCUCUGUGUUCGACGCCAAUUCUGAAGACCAUGUUGCAGCCAAAGUCAAAGUGCGAAUAAAAAAGAGUUUGGCAAAUAUCGAAGGAGAAUUAGCCAGGUCACGGGCGACCAUCCACCAAGCAAUUCGUGGGAGAAAUUACUCGUCCUACAGGAGUGAGAACUUCCUUCCAAGAGGAUCCGUUUACCGAAGUCCAUACGCUUUCCACCAGAGCCACAUAGAAAUGCUCAAGAGAUUUAAGGUGUGGACUUACAGAGAAGGAGAGCAUCCCUUGGUACACAAGGGGCCCCUGAAAGAUAUUUAUGCAAUAGAAGGUCAAUUCAUAGCGGAAAUGGAGAUUGGAAUGAACCCUUUGACGGCUCCCCAUCCUGAUGAAGCGCAUGCAUUCUUUAUCCCCAUUAGCGUAGCUAACAUUGUUAAUUAUGUUUACAUGCCCGUCACUAACUAUUCUCGGGAACAGCUGCAAAGGUUGGUUGAAGACUAUAUAGGUGUCAUAGCAAACAAGUAUCCAUAUUGGAAUAGAAGCAAUGGAGCUGAUCAUUUCAUGGUUUCAUGUCAUGACUGGGCACCAGAUAUUUCAGAUGCCAACCCUCGACUCUUCAAGAACUUCAUCAGAGUUCUUUGCAAUGCCAAUACCUCCGAAGGGUUCCAUCCUGGGAGAGAUGUAUCACUGCCAGAGGUAUAUGGACCAGCUGAAACUCUAGCCAUCCCAGACAAAGGCCUAGUCCCAAAAAUGCGCCCCAUCCUUGCCUUCUUUGCUGGAGGAGUCCAUGGCUACAUAAGGGAGAUGUUGUUUGAGCACUGGAAAGACAAGGAUAACGACAUAAGAGUCCAUCAAUACCUCCCAGAGGGUCAAAAUUACACUCAGCUAAUGGCUCAAAGCAAGUUUUGCCUGUGCCCAAGUGGAUAUGAAGUGGCCAGUGCUAGGGUGGUUGAAGCCAUAUACGCAGGAUGUGUUCCAGUUAUAAUUUCUGACCAUUAUUUUUUACCAUUCAGUGAUGUUCUAAACUGGAAUGAGUUUUCUGUCAGCAUUCCAGUUGAUAAGAUCCCAGAUAUGAAGGAAAUUUUGCUAGGAAUUUCCGAGACUAGGUAUGUAAGAAUGCAAAAAAGAGUGAGGAGGCUGCAAAGGCACUUUAGGCUGAAUAGGCCGGCUCGGCCCUUUGAUGUAAUUCAUAUGGUGCUGCACUCCGUGUGGUUAAGAAGACUGAAUCUGAGGCUGCCUACUUGA
Molecule: messenger RNA, 1387 nt
Organism: Coffea eugenioides
Lineage: Eukaryota; Viridiplantae; Streptophyta; Magnoliopsida; Gentianales; Rubiaceae
Product: probable glycosyltransferase At5g20260
Exons: 4
Coding region: 383-1387 (334 amino acids)
Molecular function (GO): glycosyltransferase activity
Source: RefSeq, a predicted model, not a curated record